UUGAUUGUAUUUCAGCAGCUUUAUAUUUCAUAGUUAUGAAAAAUGCUAAAUGUCUUUUAACAUUUUACUUUUACAGGACCUUAUUGCCAUGUCAGCUAAUACAGCUGAGAAAUAUGAUUAUAUACCCAGAAACGCAUGGGUUUUUGAAGAGCAACAAAUUUCAGAUAUGGACUUGCAUGGACAGAAGGCUAAAGAGACAGAAGACGUUCCUCCCCUUGAGGCCUUUAUAGUCUCAGAGAGCGAGUCAAUCCCAAAAGCAAAGGAUGUAAUUGAGGAGAGAGAAGUCCAGACUCCGCCAGCAAUUCCAGCAGUUCUUUCUGAUCCUUCCUCGGAUACUGAUAAAUCAGUGACCCCAAAGAGUCAGAAGGACUGUGAAGAGGAAAAGCCACAGGAUGGAGAAGACAAUGUUCAGGAGGCUUCUGCUGAGAAAGCAUCGAAGCCCAGAAGCAUUGUUCAACCGAAUCCUGUGGAAGAAAAAGAACAGAAAGAGGAAUCCAAAAAAGAGAUUCCAGCAGAUGUUGUGCAAGUUGUGAAGGAAAGAGAGGCCCAGACUCCUGCAGAACCUUCAGCAAUUCCACCUGAUCCUUCCCCAGGUGAUAGUAAUGCUAAGAAACCGAUGAGUCGGGACCAAUGGUAUGCACAAAUGAAUGAAAUGACCAAAGAGAUCAACUCUGCCCUGAAGUACACAACGUUGAAACCAAGAAUUAAAACUACAAACUUAAGGAUUUCAAUCUUCAAUGUGAAUUGGGAUCUGGUGGUUUUGGAAAGGUUUAUCGGGCAAAACACAAAGCAUCAAGGAAGGUGGUUGCCAUCAAGGCUAUAAAGAAGAAUGAACUUAACACCAUCAAUGAUUUAAGAAAGUGAGUUAAAUGGGAACAGAACUAUUUUGUCUUUGUAUGAAGUGAAACUUCCUUAGUUGUAGCCCCAGAUUAUAUAAAGCAGUAUUAAGAUUUAUAUCUGUUCCAAAAGAUACAUUUAUUUUCAGUCAUUUCCUGCUGGCCACUUAUCUUUUUCAUCGCUGUUGUUUGUUUCUGAUAAAGUGGCCUCAGUCUUAUUUUCUAGCACCAUGAAACAUUAUGAACCUCAGGCUUUGCUUUUCUAUAGAUUGGUCUGAGCAGGAUCAUUUGCCCCUAUAUAAUGUGUAGCUAAUUAUAACCAACUGCCAAAUAACUCCCAUGUGUCACAGAAAAUAUUUGUAAUAUAAUAAAACUUUAGAAGAGUCAUUUACUUAACACAGGGGUAAAACUGCUAGAGCACUAUGGGGCACGAGUUUACCCCCCUUAGUACCUGUCUAGGAAACACUUGCAUCCCUAGUUCUGCUGGUCUCUUCAGAGACCCCUAAGGGCUUACUAUGGCCUCUCUUAAUUGUGUUUGGGCACAAGUAGGGUUCUGGUAUCAAUUCAUUAUGUCUCCCGAUGGUACAUGUGUGGGUUGAGCCCAAUCCUUGGUCCUGAAUUCCUCCUAUACCUACUUUGGCCAGUUGGAGCCAAGAAAUUGCUUAUGUGACUGUAAUGGGACAUUAUAUUGAGCAAUAUUUAGUUUAUGUUAUAUGUUUCUUAUCUUGACUUUUUGAUGGUUUUAU
Molecule: messenger RNA, 1582 nt
Organism: Xenopus tropicalis (tropical clawed frog)
Lineage: Eukaryota; Metazoa; Chordata; Amphibia; Anura; Pipidae
Product: phosphatidylglycerol--prolipoprotein diacylglyceryl transferase-like
Exons: 9
Coding region: 50-823 (257 amino acids)
Source: RefSeq, a predicted model, not a curated record